AGUGAGGAGACAGCAUCCGGGAGAGGUGGAGGGAGAAGCGGCAAGCUGCGUGAGUGGAGGGGGAAGACACGAGUCGCUGCUUCAGCUGAGGAGGGGCUCCUCCUACCCCGAGACAGUGCUCGUGCCGAGGGAGAUCAGCUGUGCAGCGGAGGAGUACUCCUGUUGGAGGGGCUGCUUGCCAAGCUCAGUUCCGCCCAUGCCUUCUCCAAUCUGCAGGUGGAAAUGCUGUACCAGCGUUACUUUCUACGUACUAACCAAAGUCACCUGACACACCUGUUGGGUCUCUUGGCAGCGCUUGCUUCGCUUCUUGGGGGUUGGCAGCUGGUGGGGGGGCUGUCACCCACUUCACAGUCACCUGCCUCCCUUCUCGCGAACGCACCCCUCCUAGCUGCCAUCGCAUGUCUCAUCACAUAUUCCG
Molecule: messenger RNA, 418 nt
Organism: Nilaparvata lugens (brown planthopper)
Lineage: Eukaryota; Metazoa; Arthropoda; Insecta; Hemiptera; Delphacidae
Product: adenylate cyclase type 5-like
Exons: 2
Source: RefSeq, a predicted model, not a curated record